Molecule: messenger RNA, 2703 nt
Organism: Medicago truncatula (barrel medic)
Lineage: Eukaryota; Viridiplantae; Streptophyta; Magnoliopsida; Fabales; Fabaceae
Product: trihelix transcription factor DF1
Exons: 2
Coding region: 331-2028 (565 amino acids)
Source: RefSeq, a predicted model, not a curated record
UAAUCAUAAAGUUUAAAAUAAUGAGAAUCAUAAUAAUUACACACAUAACAAAUACAGAAAGCAAAAGUUAAUUACUACCUGGCUUAUUAAUAAUUUGAACUAGGUAAUGAAUUAAUUAGACGUGAAUAAUGAAAUUGACAGAUCCCACCUAAAAAUAAAGAAAUAUAUUUCACCCUCAUGAAAGCAUCUCAAUGCGCACAAUAAAAACCCAUUGAGUUGAGAGUAUACUAUACUAUACUAUUCCUCUUGUUUAUUUUUUUCUUUUUCUGAUCAUAAUUAUUCCCUCUCAAGCUGUAUAAUAGCUAGGUAGGGACAUAUAUCUUCUUCUAUAUGCAGCUUGGUGAUGCAACAGUAAUGAUGGAGACUUGUUCCGGUGAGAAUAUUGUACCGGUUACGGCGCAAAACGGAGGCGGCCGUGAAGAGAAAGGAAGAGAGGUUGGUGGUGAGGAAGAUGAUAAGAUGAAUAUCAAUAUUAACGGUGGUGGAGGAAAUAGGUGGCCCCGCCAAGAAACAUUGGCUCUCUUGAAGAUAAGAUCAGAUAUGGAUGGUGUUUUUCGUGAUUCAAGUCUUAAGGGUCCACUUUGGGAAGAGGUUUCAAGGAAACUAGCUGAUCUUGGUUAUCACAGAAGCUCAAAGAAGUGCAAGGAGAAAUUUGAAAAUGUAUACAAGUAUCACAAAAGAACCAAAGAAGGUAGAAGUGGGAAAUCAGAAGGAAAAACCUAUAGAUUUUUUGAUCAAUUACAAGCACUUGAAAAACAACUCACAUUCUCCUCUUACCAUCCAAAACCACAAACAAAUAAUAACACACCAACAACAAAUCCCAUUGAAACCACACAAGCAAUAUCAUAUGUCACAACCACUGUUCCAUCCACAAACCCUACCACAUUCAUUUCUCCUUCACCACAACCUAACAACAACAAUGUUCCAAAUUCUUUGCCAAACAUGAACAACCUAUUCUCGACCGCAACAACCUCGACUUCUUCUUCCACAGCUUCGGAUGAAGACUUGGAAGAGAAGUAUAGAAAGAAGAGAAAAUGGAAGGACUAUUUCAGGAGACUCACAAGACAAGUGCUUGCAAAACAAGAGGAAAUGCAAAAGAAGUUUCUUGAAGCCAUAGACAAACGUGAAAAAGAACACAUUGCUCAACAAGAUGCUUUGAGAAUUCAAGAAAUGGAAAGAAUCAGUAAAGAACACGAACUUCUUAUCCAAGAAAGAUCAUCAGCAGCUCAAAAAAAUGCAGCUGUUAUUGCAUUUCUCCAAAAAUUGUCUGGACAACCACCACCUCAACCACCGCUAGCACCAGAGCUGUCUGUGUGUCAGACAGCUCUGGCAUCACAAGUUCAAACACAACAACUAGUGAUACCAAACAACAACAUUGUUGAAUUUCAAAAUAUGAAUAAUGGUUACAAAAGUGGUAACGGUGGCGCUUCUCCUUCUCCAUCAAGGUGGCCAAAAAGUGAAGUUCAUGCUCUAAUAAGGAUAAGAACAAGUCUUGAACCAAAGUAUCAAGAAAAUGGGCCAAAAGCACCAUUAUGGGAAGAUAUUUCAGCUGCAAUGAAGAGACAAGGAUACAAUAGGAAUGCAAAAAGGUGCAAAGAAAAAUGGGAGAAUAUCAACAAAUACUACAAGAAAAUGAAGGAAAGUAACAAGCAAAGGCGUGAUGAUAGUAAGACAUGUCCUUAUUUUAAUGAACUUGAAGCUAUUUACAAAGAAAAGAACAAAACACAGAACCUUUUUGGUUCUAAUUCGUUUCAUAGCAUGAAGUCAAAUGAGACGAUGGAGCCAUUGAUGGUGCAGCCAGAACAACAAUGGAGACCUCCAACUACAUUUGAAGAGGGUGAUGUGGUGAAGAAGAAUGUUGAUGAAGCAAAAGAAGAAGAUGACAAUGGUGAUGUUGAUGAUGAUGAAGAUGAAAACAUGGAUGAAUAUGAAGAUGGAGAUAGCAUGGAAGAAGAUGAAGGAGGUGUUAGUAGCCGUUAUGAAGUUGUGACAACAAAUAAACUUUCAUCAAUGGACACAAUUGUAUGAGACAAGAUAAGGAAGCGUCUCAUUGGAUGUAAACAACAGACACAAAGAUUGACCUAGAUCCUCUGCAUCUGCAGUAUCGUGUUGUACCUAUAGAAAUUUUUAGAUUUUGAAGAGAAUUUUUCUCUUUAAAUCUAACGGUUGCUACGGUACAACAUAUCUGAAGCAGUAGAGGAUCCAGUUUCGUGAGAUCAUAGAUUUUUCUUUUGGAUUUUAUUUAAAUUAUUUUGUGCAUUUGGGAUUAAAGAUGUUAUUGAACUUUGUCACUGAAAAUAGUCAUAUAUUAAAGGCAUACCACAAACACCUGGACCAUAAAAAUUCAAUUUAUUUUUUUCUUUUUAAAUCAUGGUCCCAUUUGAAAAAGCAUCAUUAUGUAUGUUCAUGUUCAUCUGGGUUCUGACACAAUACAUUCUGAAAAUCAUGGGCCAGCUUAAAAGUAGAUCAUUGGAGUUGUGGGUCAGAUUCAAGCCGUCAUGAACUGAGAUCAGAGAUUCAAUGUUGUUAAACAGUUCACAUGGGCCAGCAAAGCAACUAUAGUGGAAUGAGAUGAGAGGAUGAGUACAUGUUUUUUUAGGCUCUUAAUAAAUAUUGUGUAAAGUAUAAAUUGAAUAUGACAGAGAGGUCCCAAUAUUAGAUGAUUUAAAAAAAAUGUCACAUGCUAUAGUCUUGUAAUUUUCA